AUGCGCGCCCAUGUGCCACUGGCAAGGACUGAAUCUGACUGGAGCCCAGCACGCUGUCAGCAGACGAAAGUCGACCGUCGUCCUGCUCGGUGUAGCGACCGCGCGAAAUUAUUUGCAGCUUCCGCAGCAGUGUGGGCAGCAAAAUCGGUAUCCAGAGAAAGCUUUUGGGGCAGUGAAAGAAAACUUGUUCCGUGAGCUCAAAAGGGCAAAAACACUUACGUCAGUGCUGGGCUGAUGAAGGGCUGCUAACAGUGCUGGGACCUCUUUGCGAUUGAAGCGAGGCUGCUACAUCGAUCGAGUGGUCAUGUGGGGUGGGUGUGAUUUCUGGGUUCAUGGUUCCAUGGCAGUGUCAGCUCAGAAUUAAUCGGAUUGCAGUGAAUGGUUAUUGGAAAAGUUAUAUUGAGGAAAAUUGUUUGAAGUGCUUUGGUGAAUUGUGCUGAAAGAAACCUACAAUUUGUAUGAUGGAGCAGGGGGAAAUUUUUUGACGACAAGGAAAUGGGUCAUAGAAUAUUCACAGUGAAUUUGUGGUUAUCCGAUUAUAGUGGAAAUUCAGAGUGACCUGAGUGUUGACAAAGUGGAAAGUGUGCACAAAUUUUGAAGAUAAGGCUGGAAAAUACUCAACAUUCUUAGGAUAAUUAAAAACCGUAGUCAAAAAUCACAUUCCUAAAGGGAUUCUACCAACAUGGCAUGAUGCAAUGGACUCUAAUUAGCUGGUAUGUUUGUCUAUCUAGCCAUCUAGCCCUAUAGGUUGAACGUCAUCCAGCAGUUAUACCAAGAAGACGCCCUUUUUGGUCUAGUCUAUUCCAUCUAGCCAUCGUUGUGUGUAAUACCUGAAUUCGAAAGCACUCCUCCUCGCAAAAUGGCUGCCUUCGCUGGACUCAAAGAUCGCGCUGCCAACGUUUUUGGCGGAAUGCGCUUCGAGAAGUUCGAAAUGCCAAAGCAUGGCUACGACCAGGUGGACGGCAGUGGAAUGGCCACAGGAGCAGGCGACGGAACCAAAGGAUACGGGGCGGACGACGGCGGGGGCGAUUCACCGAUGUCGUUUGAGGAAAUCGAACGGCCACCGCUGCGGCACAUCGACAAAUAUGUUCGGGCGGAGUGUCCCUGCAUUAAAACGACCCGCUUCACGAUCGCCCUGAUGACCUGCCUGGGGUUCAUCAUUUCGUUCGGAAUGCGCUGCAAUAUGGGCAUGGCCAAGCUCCAGUUCGAGAAUGCGACCGUCAAAUACAACUGGACCGUCGCCAUGGAGAGUGCGGUCGACUCGUCCUUCUUCUGGGGUUAUCUGGUGACCCAGGUGCCGGGUGGUUUUCUCGCUUCCAUGUUCCCAGCGAAUCGAAUCUUCGGAACCGCCAUCGCGUGCUCGUCGUUUCUCAAUCUGCUCGUUCCCGGAGCGAUGGCCCUUGAUCCGGUGGUGCUCAUCAUGGUUCGAGUACUGCAGGGUCUUGUAGAGGGUGUAACGUAUCCGGCUUGUCACGGUAUCUGGCGCUUCUGGGCUCCUCCACUGGAACGCUCCCGACUGGCAACGAUGGCCUUCAGCGGUUCGUACGCCGGAGUUGUGAUAGGUAUGCCAAUGUCCGGUAUUCUAACGGGGUGGAUCAGUUGGCACGCACCGUUCUUCUUCUACGGGCUGUGUGGGAUCACCUGGUACUGCUUCUGGUUGUGGCUGUCGUUCGAGAAACCUCGGCAGCAUCCAACCAUCUCGCUCAAAGAGCUGAAAUACAUCGAAAAAUCACUGGGAGAUUCGGUGUCGCUGCCGAUGCCGAAAAUAUCCACAACUCCGUGGCGAGCAAUGGCCACGUCCAUGCCGGUGUACGCCAUCAUCGUGGCCAACUUUUGCCGCUCGUGGAACUUUUAUCUACUCGUACUGUAUCAAAGUGCAUAUCUUAAGCAUUCGUUUGAUUUCAAAAUCGAAGAGACUGGUAUUUUAGGAGCACUGCCACAUCUACUGAUGACAAUUAUUGUACCAUUUGGAGGAAUGUUAGCGGAUUAUUUGCGGAAGUCCGGACUGAUGACGACAACCAACGUGCGGAAGCUGUUCAACUGCGGUGGUUUCGGCUUGGAGGGAUUUUUCUUCCUAGUAGUGGCCCACACAAAUAGCGCUAUGGGAGCAGUGACGGCCCUCACGCUAGGAGUUGCCUUCAGUGGGUUCGCCAUUUCCGGCUACAACGUGAACCAUCUGGACAUCGCACCCCGGUAUGCCAGUAUCCUGAUGGGAAUGUCCAACGGCAUCGGUACCAUAGCCGGUCUGAUAUGUCCCAUUGCAAUCGAUCAUCUCACGAGGGGACAGCCAAAAUCCUGUUGGUCAACGGUGUUCAUGAUAGCUGCAACGGUCCAUCUGGUGGGUAUCACCUUCUACGGUAUUUUCGCGUCCGGAGAGUUGCAACCGUGGGCUGAACCGACCAUCGAAGAGCAGAAAGCGUGGGAUCCCAUGGCCACUGGGUACGAGAAGGAAACGACUUUCAACGACGCCAAUGGAGCAGGUGGAGCAGCAAUGGCCCCCGGAGCUCCCUACAUGGAUCCUUCGGCGCAAAUCAACACCACUAAAACCGUAAGCUAUGGAGCGGUUUCUCACGUGGCGGGCAAUCCAUUUGCCUAUCCGAAUGUGAUCAAUGAAGAACCGGUACAACCGGAGGCGAAGGACUCCUACUUACACGGCAAUCCGGACGAGCGUUCGUAUUGACCUGCGCGACUCAAGAAAACCGUAACCUUUAGUUGUAACUAGAUAGUGUCGUUAGGAUUCAGACAUUUUUGCUUUGUUCAUUGUGAUCAUAGGUAGAAAACUGUAUCCGUUCUCCGUACAAGUUUCUCUCUGGAACAAAUUAUCUGUGUUAGACUACAUGGAAUGGUGAGGUAAACGACGAACUGCAAUAGCAACCAAGUGAACAGUUCAGUAUUUUGUGGAUAAAAUAUACAAUAACUUAGACUAUUUCAGUUAAUAAUUCGACUAAUAACGUGGAAUAGAAUGAAAAAUUAACCCUGCUUAAGCAAUUACAAUUUAGAUAGUACUUAACAAAUACUUGAGCAACUGACGGUGUAAGAUCAGAUUCAUUUAAGAGAAAGUUAUGAUAAUUAUAGAAAAAAAAACAAUAUUCGCUGUAUCACAUAAAUAGUGACGGAAAUAUCAGUUACCCAAAUGAAAAAUGUAAAUAUUGCUGUGAGAUGACAAUAAUGAAGCAUAUAAUAUAUCUAGAGCAGAGCAUUUGUUAACCUAAAGCACGAAUAAUGCUUCAAGUAGUCAACGUUAGGUGAAGAAAAAAUCUAAAAAAUACGAAAAACUCUCAAUAA
Molecule: messenger RNA, 3285 nt
Organism: Aedes aegypti (yellow fever mosquito)
Lineage: Eukaryota; Metazoa; Arthropoda; Insecta; Diptera; Culicidae
Gene: VGlut
Product: vesicular glutamate transporter 1
Exons: 8
Coding region: 860-2680 (606 amino acids)
Biological process (GO): synaptic transmission, glutamatergic; transmembrane transport; regulation of synapse structure or activity
Cellular component (GO): excitatory synapse; synaptic vesicle membrane
Molecular function (GO): neurotransmitter transmembrane transporter activity; L-glutamate transmembrane transporter activity
Source: RefSeq, a predicted model, not a curated record